GCCAACAACACACGACGACGCCGACCGCCCGCCGCCAUGUCUUCCAGCUCGCAGGUCGCCGAGUCGUGGAUCACGUCAUUCUGCAAUCUGCUCGGCCAUGAGUACUUUGCCGAGGUGUCGGAGGACUUCAUCGAGGACGACUUCAACCUCACCGGGCUGCAGUCGCAGGUGCCCAUGUACAAGGAGGCGCUGGAGAUGAUACUGGACGUGGAGCCGGAGGAGGACGACGAGGAUGACGAGGAAGAGGACGACGACGAGGACGACGACGAGAUACUGGGCGACGACAAGCCGAUGGGGUAUCGGCGGGGCGUGGGAGGCGUGGGAGGAGUCGUCGGCGGGGGAGGGGCAGGAGCGGGCGCGGCAGAGCGGCGCCACCUGCGCAUGGCGUCGGACCUGUCGGUGAUUGAGAGCAGCGCGGAGCUGCUGUACGGGCUGAUACACCAACGCUACAUAACGUCGCGGCCGGGCAUCCAGCAGAUGGCCGAGAAGUACGAGCUGCAGCACUUUGGCGUGUGUCCGCGGGUGCACUGCAACGGGGCCAAGGUGCUGCCGGUGGGCUGCAGCGACACGCCGGGCCAGGAGACGGUCAAGCUGUUCUGCCCGGCCUGCCUGGACGUCUACACGCCGCCGAAUUCGCGCUUCCAGACGGUCGACGGCGCCUUCUUCGGCACCACGUUUGGCUGCCUCUUCUUCAUGACCUUCCCCGAGCUGGACAUUGGCGCGCCCCGCCUCAACGCCCACGCCCAACAAGCCCACCACCACGCCCACCUGCACCCGGCCGCCGCCCAAGCCCAAGCAAGCGACGACCGCCUGGCCGCCCUGGCCGACUCGUCCAGCACCACGUCCAACAGCGUCAAGUCGCGCGCCUCAUCCGCCAGCACGGCAACGACGAGCCUGCCCCCGCAACCGGCCCUCAUCAACGGCGUAGCUCCGCAAAACCUCGCCCCGGGCCUGGGCCAAGGCAACAUCUACGAGCCGCGCAUCUACGGCUUCCGCGUCAGCGAGCGCGCGCGCUCGGGCCCGCGCAUGAAGUGGCUGCGCAGCCGGCCCGCCGACGUCAACGAGCUGGACGAGGCGCGCAUCUUCCACGAGGAGCGGCGCAUGCUGGUCGCGGCGGGGGAGGAAGGCGAGGAGGAGGAGGACGACGACGACGACGACGCCGCUGAAGGCGAGGACAGCGCGAUGACGGACGCGGCGACGGGCGUGCCGGUCCCGCCCAGGAAGAAGGCCGUUGCGAGACGGAGGGGUGCCGGCGCUGCGGCUGCUGCGGCUGCUGUCGCCGCUGAGGCCGGCGGUCGUGGCUCCCCGAUGGAUACGAAUGGCGUCGGUGAGGCGGGCUGACUAGCUGUUGUGCCGUGGAGGUAGGGCGUGUACACUCGCGUGGGCUUACUGCUGGGUUCUUUCUCUCGGCACUGAUGGGCAUGACGGUGAGAUGGAGGGUGGGUGGAGCGAGGAGGCUACCACGUCUCUUCUGUUGUCUCUACGGCGGCUGGGGGAGGUGGGAGGUGUGAAUUCGGAUGUGGGUGUGCAAUGCAAUGCUGUGCAGUGCAGUGCAGUGCGGUGCGGUGCGGGGGAGCAGAUAUACGAUAGGUAUGAGGG
Messenger RNA from Aplosporella prunicola CBS 121167, 1599 nucleotides. RefSeq lists its product as uncharacterized. The record is from RefSeq and is a predicted model, not a curated record. Gene Ontology annotation, molecular function: protein kinase regulator activity. Lineage: Eukaryota; Fungi; Ascomycota; Dothideomycetes; Botryosphaeriales; Aplosporellaceae. Bases 37 to 1341 code for a protein of 434 amino acids. The transcript has a single exon. Gene Ontology annotation, cellular component: cytoplasm; protein kinase CK2 complex.